UCCGGGAGAGUUCUCCUGGCUCCCAGUAGGAGGCGGAGAGCCAAGGGGCGUGCAAGAGCGAGGGGGCUGGGCUCCCGGGUGGCAGGAGGCCGCGGCUGCUGAGCGGCCGCCCUCGAUCUGGGCGAUGGAGGAAGAAGCCAGCGAGGGGGCCGGUUCCUAAGCUUCGUAAUUCCUGUGUCGCCUUCUGGGCUCUCGGUCUGCCGGGUCGUAUGAUCCCUCCAGCCAGAGCUGCCUUUUUUUUUUUGCCAGCCUCCUCGAGGCCGGCUGAGUUACCGGCAUCCCGGCUGCCACCUCUUCUCCCGACCUAUAUGAUACAAAAGAUCUUCCGGGGGCUGCACCUGCCUGCCGUCGCCUGAGACGGAUUUGAAUAACCUCAUCUUGACUUUGGAUCUCAGAAGAGAACCACUAAGCAGAGACCAGACUCAGUGAGUGAGCAGGUGUUUUGGACAAUGGACUGGUCGAGCCCAACCCUAUUAUAAAAAUGUCUCUGAGCAACCGGGAGCUGGUGGUUGACUUUCUCUCCUACAAGCUUUCCCAGAAAGGAUACAGCUGGAGUCAGUUUAGUGAUGUGGAAGAGAACAGAACUGAAGCCCCAGAAGGGACUGAAUCAGAGAUGGAAACCCCCAGUGCCAUCAAUGGCAACCCAUCCUGGCACCUGGCAGACAGCCCCGCGGUGAAUGGAGCCACUGGCCACAGCAGCAGCUUGGAUGCGCGGGAGGUGAUCCCCAUGGCAGCGGUGAAGCAAGCGCUGAGGGAGGCGGGUGAUGAGUUUGAACUGAGGUACCGGCGAGCAUUCAGUGACCUGACGUCCCAGCUCCACAUCACCCCAGGGACAGCAUAUCAGAGCUUUGAGCAGGUAGUGAAUGAACUCUUCCGGGAUGGGGUGAACUGGGGUCGCAUUGUGGCCUUUUUCUCCUUCGGUGGGGCACUGUGCGUGGAAAGCGUAGACAAGGAGAUGCAGGUAUUGGUGAGUCGGAUCGCAACUUGGAUGGCCACUUACCUGAAUGAUCACCUAGAGCCUUGGAUCCAGGAGAACGGCGGCUGGGACACUUUUGUGGAACUCUAUGGGAACAACGCAGCAGCCGAGAGCCGGAAGGGCCAGGAGCGCUUCAACCGCUGGUUCCUGACAGGCAUGACUGUGGCUGGUGUGGUUCUGCUGGGCUCGCUUUUCAGUCGGAAAUGACCAGACACUGACCACCCACUCACAGUCCCACACCCCCAUCCUGCCUCCACCGCGUCCCUCUGUCCAGCCACCAUUGCCACCAGGAGAACCACUACAUGCAGCCCAUGGCCACCCACCCAUCACAGGGUUGGGCCUAGACGUGGUCCCCGCAGUUAGUUUUCUAGAAUCUACCAUGCUUCUGUGAGAGCCGCCUUCCCCAACACCUCAGUUCUCCUGGCCUCGAAACCCACAAAGUUUCCCCAAAAUCUGCCCCAUGAAAGCUAACAGGUAGUGGGGAGGGUUGUGGCUGGGGGCUAGAGUGCCCUGCCUGGUUGGUGGAACCCUCUUCCCCCUUAGCCUACCCAAGAACGCUUUCCUGCCAGGGAGCUGGAAAGUUUUCUGACCCUUUUCCCUAGAAAGAGAGACUAGAUUGCCUUCGUUUUGAUGUUUGUGGCCUCAGAAUUGAUCAUUUCCUAUCUCCUCCUCCUCCCGGACCUGGGCUCCCUUUCCUUUCAUCCCCACCGUCCAAGAGCCACUUAGGGGCCACUUCUGACUAAUUAGGGAUUCAGGCUGCUUGGGAUAAAGAAACAAGGACCAGGACCCCCUCCCCACCUCUGGCCUGGCCCAAGUCCCUACCCCCAAUCUCAAUGUCUUCUAGAGGCCUCUGACUAGUGGCCAGCCCAGCGGGAUGGAGGGGGCUAUGGCCGCAGGAAGCACCCCAUGCCAAAGCUUGGGUAGCCCUUGCAGUGUAGCACUACCCCAGUUCCCUUCCCCUUCCCUGGCUCCCAUGACCAUGACUGAGGGACCAACUGGGCCCAAGACAGGUGCCCCAGAGCUGUUUAUGGCCUCAGCUGCCUCACUUCUUGCAAGGAGAUCAGCCUGUGGCAUCUUUGCCUUAGGCUGCUGCCUGUGGGGUUCAGGAGCCUCAGCCCAGAGGUGAAGGGGAGCUACAGGGAGCAGCUGUGGGAGCCCUAGGGUCUUCCCUACCUCAGGCAGGAAGGGCAGGAAGGAGAGCCUUGUGUGUGGGGUGGAGGUAGGGCUGGCUGGAAGGGCCAGUCCUGCUGGGCCUGAAGAACUUGUGCCCCACCCCUGUUCAGCCUGGGCAGCUGGGCUGCCAAGGUCAGAGUGGCCUGGCCAGGAGCUCUUCAGGCCUCCCUCUCUCCUCUGCUCCACCCAUGGCCUGUCUCAUCCCUGGGGGUCCUGGCCUAGCCCUGGCCACCCCGGGCUCUCUGCUGUACAUAUUUGAGACUAGUUUUUAUUCCUUGUGAAGAUAAUAUUACUAUUUUUGUUAAGCGUGUCUGUAUUUAUGUGUGAGGAGCUGCUGGCUUGCUGUGCGCGUGCACGUGGAGAGCUGCUGCCCGGAGAUUGAACGGCCUGAUGCUCCCUCCCCUGCCCUGGUCCGGGGAAGCCAGCCGGGGGUCCUGGCUCCUGAGGGACACCUGUCCCUCCCCCCAACCCCCACCCCACACUUGUUCCAGCUCUUUGAAAUAGUCUGUGUGAAGGUGAAAGUGUUCAGUAAUAAACUGUUAAUUCAGUGAACAAA
Camelus dromedarius (Arabian camel) is the source of this 2705-nucleotide messenger RNA. RefSeq names its product BCL2 like 1 (gene BCL2L1). Gene Ontology annotation, cellular component: mitochondrial outer membrane. Gene Ontology annotation, molecular function: protein homodimerization activity; protein heterodimerization activity. The record is from RefSeq and is a predicted model, not a curated record. Gene Ontology annotation, biological process: intrinsic apoptotic signaling pathway in response to DNA damage; extrinsic apoptotic signaling pathway in absence of ligand; negative regulation of intrinsic apoptotic signaling pathway. The transcript is spliced from 3 exons. The coding region runs from base 482 to 1183 and encodes 233 amino acids. NCBI's taxonomy places the organism in Eukaryota, Metazoa, Chordata, Mammalia, Artiodactyla, Camelidae.